GGGACCGCGGCGACACGCGGGGACACGCGGGGAUGGAGGGGACACGCGGAGACCUCCGGGGACACGCGGGGACCGCCGGCGACACGCGGGGAGCCGAUGUCCCCUCACUGCGUGGGGACAAUUCCCCGUCACCGACCGCACCGGGGGACACCGGCUCAGCCGUGUCCCUGCCGAGCCCCCGGGACCCCGUUGGGGACACGGAGCGCGACGAGGACAAAGUGUGCGCCGUGUGCGGGGACAGGGCCAGCGGGUACCACUUCCACGUCAUGAGCUGCGAGGGCUGCAAGGGCUUCUUCAGGCGCUCCAUCAUCAAACGCGCCCGCUUCACGUGUCCCCUGGCGCGGCGCUGCCCUGUCACCAAGACCAGGCGGCGACAGUGCCAGGCCUGCCGCCUCCAGAGGUGCCUGGACGUGGGCAUGAGGAGGGACAUGAUCAUGUCGGAGGAGGCGCUGCGGCGGCGGCGGGAGCUGCGGGGCCGGCGGGGCCAGCCCGGGGGCCAGCGGGGACAGGAGGGACAGCGCGGGGGACAGCCCGGGGGACAGCCCGGGGGACAGCCCGGGGGACAGCCCGGACUGACGGCCGAGCAGCAGGAGCUGAUCGCGCUCCUCAUCGCCGCCCACCAGCGAACCUUCGACUCCAGCUUCUCGCAGUUCAUGCACUGCUGGCCCGCCGCGCGCCUGCUGCUGCCCGGCCCGCGGGGCGCGGGUGUGGCCGCGGGGAUGUCGCCGUCGCUGUCGCCGUCGCUGUCGCCGUCUUUGUCGCCGUGUGAGGCGGCGCUGUCGCUGCUGCCGCAGUUCGCCGAGCUGAGCACCUUCAUGAUCCAGCAGGUGAUCCAGUUCGCCAAGGAGAUCCCGCUCUUCAGGAGUUUGCCGCUGGACGCCCAAAUCUCGCUGCUGAAAGGGGCCACGCUGGGGAUCUGCCAGAUCCGCUACAACACCGUCUUCAACCCCAGCACCAAAGCCUGGGAGUGCGGCCAGCGCUGCUACACCGUCCGCGACGGGGCCCUGGCCGGCUUCCAGCAGGUGUACCUGGAGCCGCUGCUCAAGUUCCACGAGAGCCUGCGGCGCCUGCGGCUGCACGAGGCCGAGUACGCCCUGCUGCAGGCCAUGCUGCUCUUCUCGCCAGACCACGCCGGCAUCGCCCAGCGCGAGGCCAUCGACCGCUUCCAGGAGAAGGUGGCCCUGACCCUGCAGAGCUACAUCGAGCACCAGCACCCCCCCAGCGAGGGCAGGUUCCUGUACGCCAAGCUGCUGCUGCUGCUGACGGAGCUGCAGACGCUGAAGGUGGAGAACACGCGGCAGAUCCUGCACAUCCAGGACCUGUCGGCCAUGACGCCGCUGCUCUCCGAGAUCAUCAGCUGAGCCCCGUGUCACCCCCCGGUCCCCGAGCGUCACCCCCGGCCGCCACCGGGCACCGAGUAAAGCUCCUUUAUUUAUCCGGGC
Molecule: messenger RNA, 1442 nt
Organism: Lonchura striata (white-rumped munia)
Lineage: Eukaryota; Metazoa; Chordata; Aves; Passeriformes; Estrildidae
Source: RefSeq, a predicted model, not a curated record